Messenger RNA from Colletotrichum phormii, 1623 nucleotides. RefSeq names its product major facilitator superfamily domain-containing protein. Gene Ontology annotation, molecular function: transmembrane transporter activity. NCBI's taxonomy places the organism in Eukaryota, Fungi, Ascomycota, Sordariomycetes, Glomerellales, Glomerellaceae. The coding region runs from base 420 to 1277 and encodes 285 amino acids. Gene Ontology annotation, biological process: transmembrane transport. Gene Ontology annotation, cellular component: membrane. The transcript has 3 exons. The record is from RefSeq and is a predicted model, not a curated record.
AUCCCGACGUUCGGCUUAAUGACGACCGUGGGCAUCUUUCAGGUGUAUUGGAAGGAUAACCAGCUGCCUCCGUGGUCUAACACGGACACAUAUCUUGGAUUAUAUCCAUCUUUGGGUUUCUAUUUGUUCUACUUUGCGGCCCCUUUGGCAUCCUGUUCGACACGUUCGGGCCCCGAUGGCUCGUGACCCCCGCAACAAUUGUGUACAGCGCGGCCUUCCUAGGCGUCGCCUUCAGCAGCCAAUACUGGCAACUCAUGGAAUGCUUCUGCGCUGCCGGUAUAGGUGCCGGUAGGUUCCUUGUCCAUCUCGGGUAAAGCGUAACUGUCAAGAAGUAUCCUAACGUUACGGACGUAGCGGCUUUGACCACCAUUGCGCUAGCCGUUAUUAAUCAUUGGUUCGACGACAAGAAGGGACUGGCCAUGGGCAUUUGCACCAUGGGUGUAGGACUGGGUGGCGUGAUCUUCUCAGUGGUGCUUCGGUUCACCACCAAGAACUUCGAGUGGACGACGGCAAGCCUCAUCCAUUUUGCCAUAAUUUGCGCCUUUUUAUCCCUCGGGUGCGCCUUGACGAGGCCCAGAGUACUCAAGGCUUGCAAAGGAAAGAUAUGGGACUUUGCCUGCUUCAGGCGUUGGAAGUUUGUCCUCUUCACCUUCAGCGUCUGUGGCUUCGAGUUGGUGCUGUUCGUAGCGUGGGGUCUGCUGCCCACGUAUGCCAGAAUAGUCAAGCUCGGCGAUGUUUUCUACUUGACCCUUGUCUUCAGUGUGGGGUCUUCCUUCGGCAGGAUUGUUCCUGGACAUUUCACCGAUAAAAUAGGCCCUUUCAAUGUGACCAUAACCAUGACCAUAUUCACAGAGGCGGCCAUGCUUGUGUUGUGGCUAGCGUUCGGAGACACGUCCGCACCUGCGCUCUAUGCCGUCGCCUUUUGUCUUGGAUUCGGUACCGGUAGCUUUGUGUCGACGGCUGCUACAUGUCUCGGACGACUCUGCGACCCGCAAGACAGUGGCACAUACAUCGGCUGCUGCUAUGCUGUGGUCAGUCUGGCAACCUUGGUCGGCAACCCAGCCAGUCAGGCUGUCCUGGGGGACGGUAAGGGCAGCCGUCCUCGCUUGAUGAUUGCCUUUCUUGCGAUCGUUCUCGCAAUGGCGCUCGUGAGUUGCUGUUUGGUUCGUUGGUUGUGUUUGAAACGCAGCUGGAAAUGGUUGGCAAAGGUGUGGUUCGAGGAAUGUCGACUCCAACCAUCUGACCACGAGGGCCGAAAAUUCCUUUCUUAUUUAUAACUGGAGUCUGCAAGGAUCCUCUCGUUUUGAUGAUGAAGGAUGACUGGGUAGACCGGCAGUCUUGGCUAUCCCAGUGAGGCACUGUUCCAACGUGGUUGGCUGACGACAGCGUUGGCUAUCUGAGUUAAGGAGCGCCUCAUGCAGCCCUCGUCGAAAAUGACUUGCAGGAUCAGACCAAAGGUUGCAGGACGAUGACCGCCCAACGCAAAGCGGUUACGAAUCGUAUGAUAAUGCAAGAGUGAAGCUGGUCAGAGCGAGCGGAAUGACAUACACCGCAACUUGAAUUGGUUUUGGGCGCUUUCAUGCUUUACUCCCUUAGUAGCCUCGAGUUCAUAUAUUUACUGAC